UGUUUGCUUGGAAGCGAAGCUGAUGACUGUAGCUGAUUACUUGAAGAAGGUUGUCGGCUUGCAGAGUCUCCACUUUAAUUUUAAACUGUUUUAUUUUUUUUAGAACUAUGUAUUCAUAUUUUACCAGUUACAUUAGCUGUUGUUCACAGACACAGAGUAUGGUGAAAUAAAAUAAAGUAUACGAGACGUAUUUAGCGCGGCUGGGCUCCCUCCGUCUUCCCUCAUGCGGGCCUGGUCGCACCCGGUUGGUCCCCAGGCUCGACUGAAUUCCCUCCCUGGAAUGUGUGUCUGAGGCUGGGGAGAGCAGUCUUCACUGGUCCCCUGAGCACCACUGGUGCAGCGGAGUUCAUCUGCGGUUUCUCUCCGACUCCUCUCCCUCUGCCGUCCCUCCGUUCCUCUCUCCUCGCUCCCUGGGUCUGCGAGAGGAUGGAGGGGAGCAGCCUGAACUCUGCGUACGUGCCCGCUGUGCGGGCCCCGGUGUUGGAGGACGUGGAGGUGGCGGGCGGGGACGGGGAGGACCGUGGGGGACGGGACCCCCUGCUGAAGGACCAGGCCCUGGCGGCCUGCCCCCCAGAGGACGCGUACUGCAUGGUGUACGCCAUCUUCUUCAUCCUGGGCAUCGGCUCCCUGCUGCCCUGGAACUUCUUCAUCACCGCCAAGCAGUACUGGCUGUACAAGUUCAGCAACAGCUCUGACCCGGGCGCUCCGGGGGAGGCCCACUCGGACCUCAGCGACUAUUUUGAGAGCUACCUGGCUAUUGCCUCCACAGUACCUUCUGUAUUAUGUCUGGUACUCAACUACCUCCUGGUCAACAGGCUGUCCUCCUCGGUGCGGAUCCUGGCCUCUCUCCUGGUGAUCCUGGUGGUGUUUGCGAUCACCACGGCGCUGGUGAAGGUGGACGUGUCGCAGCACCACUCCCAGUUCUUCAGCGCCACCCUAGCCAGCGUGGCGCUCGUCAGCGGGGCCUCCAACCUCUUCUCCGGCAGCGUGUUCGGCAUCAGCGGGCACUUCCCCAUGAGGGUGUCCCAGGCCCUGAUCUCAGGCCAGGCCAUGGGGGGCACGCUCAGUGCGGUGGCCUCUGUGGUAGACCUGGCAGCCGCCAGUGAUGUAACGGACAGCGCUCUGGCCUACUUCCUCACUGCCGACGUCUUCAUCCUGCUGUGCAUCUUCGUGUACCUGCUGCUGCCCAAACUGUCAUACUCACGACACUACAUGCUGGCAGCAGCCAAUAGGGGCAGCGGGGGCGGGUCGGAGGCGGAGGCGAACGGCCGGCCGGUGUCGGUCCCGCCCCUCAGGCCCAUCCUGAGGAAGACGUGGCUCCUGGGCCUGUGCGUGUUCUACGUGUUCUUCGUCUCCAUCAUGGUGUUCCCGGCCGUGUCCUCGGGCAUCCAGUCGGUCCACCACGACUCGGGCAGCCCCUGGACCACCACCUACUUCGUGCCGCUCACCAGCUUCCUGCUGUACAACGUGGCGGACUUCUGCGGGCGGCAGGCCACGGCCUGGCUGCACGCCCCGGGGCCCACCAGCAGGCUGCUCCCGGCGCUGGUGCUGGCCCGCACCGCGCUGGUGCCCCUCUUCAUGUUCUGCAACUACCAGCCGCGGACCCGGCUGCGCACGGUGCUGUUCAACAGCGACCUGUUCCCCGUGGCCUUCGUGUGUCUGCUGGGCCUCAGCAACGGGUACCUGGGCACCCUGCCCAUGAUCUACGGGCCCAAGGUGGUCCCGCGCGAGCUGGCCGAGCCCACCGGCGUCAUCAUGUCCUUCUUCCUCACGCUGGGCCUGGCCGUGGGGUCCGCCUUCUCCGUGCUCAUCGUGCACUGCAUCUGAGGAGGGCGCAAAAUGGCCGCCCGUCACCGCCGCGGGACGCGCGCCGACUACAGCCACAAACGCCGGGCGGUACUUUGCGGAUUCCCAUCAUGCACUGCAGCACAGACUCGCCCCUUCGGGGAUGCCACGCUGCUGGAGGGGCCUGUAGGGGUCAGUGCAGCGUACAGACCAGCCCAGUCAGAGGGCAGCCGUGUGACUUCCCAUCAUGCUUUUCACCUCAUUUCCUGGACUUGCGUCUGCCUCUCUGCAGGACUGACCUUACUACCUUUUAGUUUUGUUUGAAUUUUUUAAAUAAUAUUUUAAGUCGAUUUUAUGCGGUGUCAUUAUUUUAGUGUACAUUUUAGUGAUGUUCACGUUGUUGUGUAAGCAGGUUUUAUAUAAUUUUGUGGAAAAUAUUGUGCUCCCUUUUUUUGAACUGCUCGAUAGUUCUUCCCACGGUGAUGGUACGAAUGCCAAGUGUUUGUCUGCCUGAAACGUUUUCUGUAACAUCAGCUGACUGUGGUUAUUCAGGGUUAAAGACUAACGCAUUAAGAUAUAACGGGUAUAGACACAAGUGUGCAUUCCUUUUUAUUUUUCUUGUUGAGUAAACGGGGAGGGGGGGGGUUCGACUCCCCACUGUUAAAGUGCUACUCCGUCACUUGGCUGUCUCUCAGCUUUGAGAUAAAUAAAUCCUUUGUGCCAU
Messenger RNA from Conger conger (European conger), 2509 nucleotides. It is a transcript of the gene slc29a3, whose product is annotated as solute carrier family 29 member 3. NCBI's taxonomy places the organism in Eukaryota, Metazoa, Chordata, Actinopteri, Anguilliformes, Congridae. Gene Ontology annotation, biological process: nucleoside transmembrane transport. The record is from RefSeq and is a predicted model, not a curated record. Gene Ontology annotation, molecular function: nucleoside transmembrane transporter activity. Gene Ontology annotation, cellular component: Golgi apparatus; plasma membrane.